Ciona intestinalis (vase tunicate) is the source of this 3632-nucleotide messenger RNA. NCBI's taxonomy places the organism in Eukaryota, Metazoa, Chordata, Ascidiacea, Phlebobranchia, Cionidae. The record is from RefSeq and is a predicted model, not a curated record.
GUCCGUGUGUUGGGAUUUUUAAAAAUUUACAUAAAAUUGGGAUUGAACAUUUAGCUAGAGAACUGUUUUUAAGACAACGUAGUGCUUAUACCGAUGGUAAGUUAUUCGACAAAGGUACAUGCGUUUGUUGUGAAUAAUUAAAUCAAAAUGGAAUCGUUCGAAUGGAAUCCAGAAUUCCAGACGGCCCUUUCCAAUUUCCAAUGGGAUUCUGACCUAGCACCGGAAGAAAAGGAAAACGUGAAUUUUGGAAAUUGUGGCAUUCUGUCUCAGAUUGGAUGCGAUUAUGCGUCUAUCAUCAUGGAGGUCAUGACUGUUGAGGAUCAAGUGGAGAAGAAAGCUCCUCCAAGGAAUAAUUCCAUUCUUCCCCAACCACGUUCUUCAUCACUAACAGUUGCCCAACAUGCGCACUGCAUUCGAAACAUGGAGAUGUUCCUUAGUAAAGUUUUACCCCCCAAUCCCACUAAAAAACAGCGAAUUAUCCACAAGGAUUUAAAUGCUUUGCACAAAAAAUACAUGGAAGAAAAAGUUGAAUUCAGUGAAUAUGCCAUGCAGAAUGCAAUGCAUCAAAUUGCUUUUUAUAAUUUUGUGAACAUGCAAGUUAACAACUUUAUACAACAUCGGAUUGCAUUCAGUUUGCUUUCAUUGAAAACUUACCUUCAACAUUAUGUUCACAAUUCAUCUUUCAUGAUAUCUGUUAUUCCAUUUGUUAAUGAUCCACAACCUAAGUUUGAACAGUUGGCUGUUUCAACUGGUUCCACAGCACCAACUAUAAAAUUCCCCAAAUGUCCGGUGAACAUUCCUCACAUGAAUCAUGAUGAAAAAGAUCAUCAAGUGUGGAAGAUAAGUGAAGACCCCAAUGCUCAAAAGUUAGCAUUAAAGUGGCAAGCCAACGUUGUGUUAUCUCUCAGCUCACUUCGUGUGCUUACUAAUAACUUUAGUCCUUAUAAUGAGGAAUGGGAGAUGCCAAUGGUAGUUAAAAUGAUUCAAGGAAGAAAAGUUGUUUUUAUUGAUAAAGCUUUCAUUUCGAAAAGCUUAACAGCUCGUGAAAGAAACCACAUAUAUUACAAACAUAAUAUCAAGAAUUUUCUGAAAAGUAAUGGAGCAGUAAAUCCUCAAACACGAACUGCUAAAGAAGUACUUGUCAAUACGAAACCUUUUGUUGGCGGGGAAGUACCUGAUAAUGGGGAAAUCCCAGUUAGUAGGGAAAAACCUGUUCUUGGAAAAACACCGGAUCUUGGGGAAACACCUGUUAUUGAAAAAGCACCAGAUCUUGGGGAAACACCUAAAGAAAAAAAUAAAAGAAAACUAGAGAUUCAUUCUCCUAUAAAAUCUCAAUCUGAGACUAAUGAAGAUGAAGCCGAAGAAAAUAAUCAAAAUUUCAACAACAGCAAUAAACCAUUAGAAAGUUCAAAGCUGGGAAACUUGAGUGGUUCGGACACUACGGAAGAUUUAACUGAUUCUAUUCCAUUAGCAAAUGAGACAGAGUCCAUAAAAUCACCAGCUGCACAUGCAAGCAUAGUAAAGAUUGAAUAUGUGGACCCAGAAGCUGACGCUACAAAGAAUGAUAUAGCAGCAUCUCCUCCAGAGUUUUCCGACGUUGACAGUGAUGGAUGCGGACUUACAAUCGAUGAUGAAGAUUAUUUUGAUCUUCCCAUCCCCCAGCUUGAUGGAGCAAAUGAUAAGAAGAAAAAGAAUCCGACCAGAAAUUCCAGGAGGAACCGGAAGCAAGGAGUGGAAACCAAAGAAAUACCAAAAGUCGAAAAGUCGCAACCAACUAAACUGAGUUUUUUGUCAGCACCAGUUAACACGGAUGUGUGGCAAAAUACCUUCAGUCAAUUCCAAUCAAGUUCAUCACAGAAAGCAGUUGUCACAUCCAGUAAACCAACAAGGACAUCUUGGGUUCAAAAACAUUCAACAAAUACAGAUUCUGAAGAAGCAAUGGUGACAGAGUCGUCUCAGAUCAAAGAUGAAGACUCGGAUGAUUGUCUUGUGAUGGACACAGAUGAUGAAGAUAAUUCUCCUCUUUCAACAACAACUCAUGCUGGGAGUGGACUCGGCCUCACUUACGGGAUGUCAGAGUCUCCAAUAUUCGGAUCAGGAAUUCAAAAAGUCAUCAAAGAAUCGCCAGCAGCUUCUACUAUCCUCGGCACAUGUGUAGACACCAAAGAAUCAACUUCUAAAAUAAAAACUAGAAAGUCAAAAUCUUCUGUGAUGCAAAAACAGUCCAAAACAACUAUUGCCAGAUCUGGCAGGAAAAGUAUGAGUCAGUCCGCACUAGAAACCUCUUCCAGUGAUAGUGAGAAUUUAGAAGCCAGCAAUAGCUCAGAAGAUAAUGAACUGUUUACCAUAACUUCUAGAAGUAAAACGAAGAAGAAACAAUCUGAGAUGACAAAAUAUACACUGAAAAAUGAAUCUUUAGUUUCAUCCACUCCCAAAACUCCAUCCACGAUUGCCACCAGUUCAGUUUCUUGAUAAAGAAGAACUUCAGACAAGAUCAGAUGGACAAGUUUGUUUCUACAGUUUGUGGUUGUUUGGUGACAUCAGAGUUCUAAUUCGUGGUACAAUACAUGGAAAGAUGUCUGUUGGGCAGAACAAAUCCUUAUAUGAGAGUAAUGUUGUGAUUCGUAGCAAGUUAGAAUAUCAACCUGAACUUGGAUAUGAACAACUCACGCUGAGUGAUGUUUCAACUGAGUGGAUACAUCUCAUGUUUCGUCCCAAACCAACCUCAAUAUUAAGAUGUCGCAUUGCUCCAUCUACUGAUAAGAUUAUGUGUUGUGAUGUUCUGACUGAUCUCAAAGACUUAGCACCUGCAUACAAUGUCACAGGGUUCAAUGAGAAGUUGGCAGUCAAACUGUUAAAUGUUCUGUUCCAAAAACUCUCCUCUACAAGUUUCAACCCUGGAACUUUCCUUAUUUGCCACAAAGCUGGAUCCAGAGAAAUCAUUACAAGAACUGGAAUGUCAAAUCUAAAUGACAGAAUGGUUCUGUACGACUUACAAAAGGAAUAUGGAAACCCUGGCCGUUUUGUGGCUUGUACAGUGAACAAUAUACCAUAUGUGUCUCUCGACCUAAUGAAGCAGCUUCCUUGGCAAGAGAAAGCAAACCAUCUUCCUGGGACUUUUGAUUGUGCAGGGCGAGAGAAUGGGGGCGAAAAAGUCAGUCCUUCUACCAAGAAAAAAAAGAAAAAGGCGAAAAAGGCAAAGAAAUUACACGACAUGGCCGUCGGGCGAAUUGAUCGCUAGCUUUAGUUUGUUGUCUAUCUUAACGUAAACUGCGUUUCCUUCUCGCAAUUAUCGCCAGCGGCAUCCUUCUCUAUAGACGUUCGUCACGAUCGCCAUUUUGCCCUGCGCUUCGAUCACGUAUACACAGUAAAGAGACGCCAUCUAAAAUCUGAAUUACUGCAAUGUGUCACACGUCAUUAUUAUCUACACAACACACGUAAUUUCUAAUACACCCACAACUCCCCCAGAGAAACGUUAGAUUACAGUCAUGUUUUCAUACAUUUGAACCGUUGGAUACAAAAAAUAAAGUCAAAAUUAUCACUUACGUUGCUUAACACAAUAAAGCACAAUAGCAUCGAUACAUCUUUUGUCCUUACUCAUGAAUAAAUAAUUUCAUUGUACUUGUAAAAAA